AUGUCGCAGAACGCAAGCAAAGCGCCAGUGGUAGUACCCACUGAAGCAGACGACAACCACGUCGUGGUCAAGCUCGGUAUGUCCAAAACAAGUAUCAUGCGUCGACUGACAGCACAUGAAGGUAAGUUCCCCGGUGCGGAACGUCUGGCUGUUAUAUACAUGCCCGCUGAACUGGCUUACAAGGCCGAGAAGGCAGUCAAGGACUUUUUCCACGAGCUCCACGACGCGAAGCCAUUCAUGUACGAGGGACAGACGGAAGUGUUUUCCCUUCCGCGCGAAAAGCUUCAGAGUAUAGUGGGGCACUUUACCGACAUUGCUAAGGAAGUUGGGAGCGUGAAUGUGAAACACAGUUUGUCUCAUACCAUCGAGACUCUAAAGCUGAACCUCGAGCACACAUCGGAUAUUAUGAAAACUCUGGAAGCAGAGAAUGUCGUGAUAAAAGACGAGAAGGUCAUCUUGAAGGAGGAGAACGCGCGUUUGUCACAUCGCUUGAACUUGAUCUCUGAACGUCGUGACGACGAUCAAUACAAGCACGCUGAAGAAUUGAGAGAGAUCAGAACCAAACUUGAUCUGGCCAACGUGCAAAUUAUGAAGCUUGGUAUGUCAGCACCAAUGCGUAAACGCCUCAAACUGGACGAUUAG
Sphaeroforma arctica JP610 is the source of this 642-nucleotide messenger RNA. RefSeq lists its product as hypothetical. The record is from RefSeq and is a predicted model, not a curated record. The coding region runs from base 1 to 642 and encodes 213 amino acids. The transcript has 2 exons. NCBI's taxonomy places the organism in Eukaryota, Ichthyosporea, Ichthyophonida.